CCGUCACCUCUCUCGUCCUGCACACUCAUAUCCUACUGUAUUCUAGCCGGACGAGUCAUGUCUGUGCAACUGAAUGCAUCUCUCUUCAAUCGACGUCUCCAAAUCAUCCUCGACGCGUGGAAUAAUGCAAGCAAUGAGAGCGACUAUAGCUCAAUAGCUGAUGUGGAUGCUAUGUUUCUACCGGCAGGCGACCCGGCAGGAGAAGACGAGCCUAUCCGGAAGGGUGUUGCGCUCCAGACAUGGCUUCUGGGCUAUGAAUUCCCCUCUACCUUUAUGCUGUUCCUCAAGGACCGAAUCUGCAUCCUUUGUUCGGCGUCCAAAGCUAAGAUUCUCUCCCAAAUCAAAAAUUCUGGCGCUCCGGUGGCCAUAGAUAUCUUCGUUCAAGCAAAAGCCAAGGACCCCCCGACGGACGCCCUGCCGCGCUUCUUGGAGGCCUACACUGCUAACAAGCGCGUCGGCACAUUGACAAAAGAGGCGCGGUCCGGGAAGUUGAUUGACGAGUGGGCGAAAACAUUGGAUGCAGUGGAUAAGAAACCGGCGCUUGUUGACAUUGUGCCCGCCGUGUCUUCUUUUAUGGCGGCGAAGGACGACGAGGAGCUGAAAUCCGUCCGGACAGCGGCCAGCCUCACGUCAACUCUCUUGACACACUACACGGUCACAAAACUGGAGACUAUUCUGGACAGGGAGUCGAAGAUCAGCCAUGAGACAUUCGCCCAACAGAUCGAGGCGCGGUUGGGUUAUGGCGAGGGUGACAACGCCAAAGGGCCCGACAUGAAAGUGUGGAGCAAGGGCAAGGGGCUCACCGACGUGGACUGGGCAUCGACAGAGUUCUGCUACACCCCUAUCAUUCAGUCACAGACGACGAGCAGUGGGUACGACCUAAGCCCAGCUGCGGAAUCAUCGUCGGACGACAUAGCGCACAAAGGUGUGUUCCUAGUGAGCCUCGGCAUGCGCUACAAGGGUUACUGCGCCAACCUUGGCCGAAGCUUCAUCGUAGACCCAUCGAAGGAACAGGAAGCGAUCUACGCACUAUUACUUUCGCUACAGUCCGAGAUGCUCAGCCAGCUCAAGGACGGUGCCGUCGGGCGGGAGGUGUAUCAGCACGCAUUGCAGUAUGUCCGAGACAAGAAGCCUGAGCUGGAGAAGAACUUCGUGAAGAACGUGGGACAUGGGAUGGGCAUGGAGUUCCGUGACUCGCAAUAUCUGCUCUCGGCCAAGAACGUGCGCAAACUGCACUCUGGAAUGAUUUUCAACCUUGCGCUGGGCUUCACUGGCCUUGAGCACGACGGCAAAAAGUACUCCUUGCAGCUCGUUGACGCGGUUCAAGUAUCGAACGAGAAGGCUGUCUGCCUUACGUCUGGCGUCAAGUCCAUCAAAGAUACGAUGUUCUUCCUAAACCAAGACGAUGAUGGCGAUGCUAAGGCUGCGCCUCCGAAGAAGCCUUCAACUACGAAAGCGAACGGGAACGCGUCACCUGUCAAGAACAAGAUGGCCGGCGGAAAGGUGCUCCGUAACAAGACCCGAGGCGCCGCACAGGAGGAGGCCAUUCAUACGGCGACUGCGAGGAUUGCGGAGCAUCAGAAAGAGUUACACCAACGGUUGCAGGACGAGGGAUUGACAAAGUACUCGGAAGGUGGCGGAGGAACUGGGCGUAAUGAGGGUAAAGGGUGGAAGCGUUUCCAAAGCUACAAGGGUGAGGCAGCUCUGCCGAAGGAGGCAGAGAGUCUGCGGAUCUUUGUUGACCGGAAAGCGCAAACCAUCAUUCUUCCUAUUCAUGGGUACGCUGUGCCAUUUCAUAUCAACACGAUCAAGAACGUCAGCAAGAAUGAGGAAGGCGACUUCACUUAUCUGCGGGUCAACUUCCAGACGCCAGGUCAACUUGCGGGAAAGAAGGAGGAUACACCGUUUGAGGACCCGGAUGCCACCUUCAUCCGUUCUGUGACAUAUCGGUCUGCGGAUGGACACCGUUUCGAUACGCUCUCGAAGCAGAUCACAGACCUCAAGAAAGAGGUGAACAAGCGCGAGGCGCAGAAGAAAGAGAUGGCCGACGUGAUCGAGCAAGACACUCUCGUCGAGAUCAAAGGCCGCAGACCUGCGAAGUUGCCCGAGGUGUUCAUUCGGCCUGCAUUAGAUGGCAAACGUUUACCGGGUGAAGUCGAGAUCCACCAGAACGGUCUGAGAUACCAGUCGCCGAUGGGAUCUCAGAAAGUUGAUAUCCUAUUCAGCAAUGUCAAGCACCUCUUCUUCCAGCCUUGUGAUCACGAACUGCUUGUGAUCAUUCAUAUUCAUCUCAAGGCUCCUAUCAUCAUCGGUAAAAAGAAAGCACACGACGUGCAGUUCUUCCGCGAGGCGUCCGAUGUGCAAUUCGACGAGACCGGGAACCGGAAGCGGAAGUACAGGUACGGCGAUGAGGACGAGCUGGAACUUGAGCAGCAAGAGCGGAAGCGGAGACAGAUCCUGAACAAGGAGUUCCGCUCGUUCUCAGAGAAGAUCGCAGAGGCGGCAACAGCAUCGACCGGCGACACACUCGAACCUGACAUUCCCUUCCGCGAGCUCUCAUUCGAAGGUGUACCGUUCCGUACCAACGUCCGGCUGCAGCCAACAACCGAGUGCCUCGUCCACCUCUCGGAUCCUCCAUUCCUUGUCGUCACACUGUCUGACAUUGAGAUCGCCUCUUUGGAGCGUGUCCAGUUCGGUCUCAAGCAGUUCGAUAUGGUGCUCAUCUUCAAAGACUUUACGAAAACACCGCUCCACAUUAACUCCAUCCCAAGCUCACAACUCGAUGAUGUGAAGCAGUGGCUUGACUCUGUUGACAUCCCGCUAAGCGAAGGUCCGGUCAACCUGAAUUGGGGACCCAUCAUGAAGACCAUCAACGAGGAUCCUUACGAGUUUUUCCAGCACGGUGGCUGGACCUUCUUGGGUGGCUCAGCAGGUGGAGAGGAGAGCGAUGCGGACGACGUCUCGGACUCCGAGUCAGAGUUCGAGGCUGAAGAGGAGCAGUCGGAGAGCUCCCAAGCUAGCGAGAGUGACUUCUCCGAUGAUGGCUCCGAUGCUAGCGCCGACGAGGGCAGUGGCUCGGACUUCGGUUCGGACGAUAGUGACGGUGAUGAUUGGGAUGAGUUGGAGAGGAAGGCGGCCAAAGCUGACAAGAAGCAAGUUGAGACAACCAGAGCCGAUUCUGAUGAAGAUGUUCGUCCAAAAACGAAAUCCAAGCCGAAGCCGAAGGCAAAGGCCAAUGGAAAUGCGAAGAGCAAGAAGCGAUGAGCGAUGGCGUUUUGGUUGUAUCCUGUCUUCGCUAACCGUUCUGAAUCAUGACCUCGCAUCUAUCUCAUAUGUAUACUUAGUACUGUACGUCCGCUGAGGUGCUCGUUGAUGGCUUCAUAUCUGACAUUGCGUCGAGUGGGCAUGUUCCGUUUUCCUCCCAAUGCCUCAACCGAGCCUGCGUACGAACAAUCUUCAAUUCUGUGAGGCUUGCCCCUCCUCGUGAGCGAUCCUCUAUGCGCAGCCGUACACGCCGUGCACACCUCGAAAAGAGGGUCCGACCAAGCAGCACAGUGUACACCACCCGAGGGUCGUAAGGCCUGGACAAACGCCUCCGAGAAGGAAAUACCACUAUAGUGAUUGCGCACUGUGCUAGUGGUCACAUCCGUCGACUCGAACGUGACCCAGUGGAGUGAGAUCGAGCGCGGGCUUUACAAGUGCUUAAGUUAUAUAUGUCAGGCUCCACGAAGCACAACUUGAGAACUUCGCUCUUCC
Molecule: messenger RNA, 3756 nt
Organism: Fomitopsis serialis
Lineage: Eukaryota; Fungi; Basidiomycota; Agaricomycetes; Polyporales; Fomitopsidaceae
Product: FACT complex subunit SPT16
Exons: 14
Coding region: 58-3264 (1068 amino acids)
Biological process (GO): positive regulation of transcription elongation by RNA polymerase II; transcription elongation by RNA polymerase II
Cellular component (GO): FACT complex
Molecular function (GO): nucleosome binding
Source: RefSeq, a predicted model, not a curated record